Messenger RNA from Triticum aestivum (bread wheat), 1511 nucleotides. RefSeq lists its product as uncharacterized. NCBI's taxonomy places the organism in Eukaryota, Viridiplantae, Streptophyta, Magnoliopsida, Poales, Poaceae. The record is from RefSeq and is a predicted model, not a curated record. The coding region runs from base 110 to 1096 and encodes 328 amino acids. Gene Ontology annotation, molecular function: protein binding. The transcript has a single exon.
GCUCCCCGAUCGCCAGUCCGACCGCAGCAGCUCCGAGAGGCCGUGUCCAGCAGCCGGAGGGGCUUCCUGCUUGCCGAAAAAAGAGGACGAAAACUCCAGCCGCCGUGCCAUGGGAAUUCCAGCGCCGCUGGAGGAUGAGGACCUCCUCCGGGAGAUAUUCCUCCGGCUCCCACUGCUGCCGUCAAUCCUCUCCCGCGCCUCCCUCGUAUGCACGCGCUGGCGCCGCAUCCUCUCCGAUCCCCGCUUCCAGCGCCGUUUGAGCAGACACCACCCGGAACCUCCUCUCUUGGGCUUCUUCAAAGUGUCUCGCCUCACAUAUUCCGCCUUCACUCCCAUCUUGGACCCGCCCGACCGCAUCCCCGCCCAACGCUGCUUCUUUCUUCGGCUUUUUCACAGCUUGAGGAGACCUCCUCCUCCUCCUUUGGGUUUCUCCAAAGGGUCUCUUGUCUCAUAUCCCAUCUUCACUCCCGUCUUGGACCCGCCCAAUCGCAUGCCGGCCCAAUGCUUGUUUGUGCCCGAGCACGGGGUGGAUUGGGAAUUACUUGGCUGCCGCCACGGCCUCGCCGUCAUGCUCAGCGAGUCUCUGUGUGAGGUCUUCGUGUGGGAUCCCCUCAACGGCCACCAGCACCGCGUGCCUUUUCCAUCCAAGCUCCACAAAGCAAACAUGAAGAGUUUCCGUAGGUGCACGUGCAGCGCCACGGUGAUGUGUGUUGACGAUCAAGAUGGGCAUGUGCACGAUGAUUCCUUCUUGAGCCCGUCGUUCAAAUUGGUCUUGAUCUGCACCAGUAGAACCUUGAAGACAUCAUUCGCUUGUGUCUAUGAAUCAGCGUCGGGUGUAUGGGGGAAUGUUGUCUCAGCGUCGACUACAGACAUAGUUAUGAAGCCAAAUCCCAGCAUCCUUAUCGGGAAUACAGUUUACUGGUUGCUUCAUGGAGGUCAAAUCCUUGCAUUUGAUAUUGAAAACCAGACUCUUGUCGUCACCAAGACGCCGGCAGAGGCCCAUGGUAUCCACAACUGGUUCAUUCAGCUCUUACGGACAGAAGAUCAUAGUGUUCUUGGCCUCGCCAUUAUGUCCGAACUGGGCAUUCAUAUAUGAGAGAAGAAAUUGAACUCGGAUGGUGUUGCCGGAUGGGCGCUUCUGAAGAAAAUCAAUCAGUUGGAGGGGAUCCUGUCUAAUGCCUUCAAAAAUGCAGUGAUGAUGGGGUAUGACGAGGAGUUAAAUGUGUUGGUUCUGACCACACAAAGGGGCGACAUCAUGCUCCACCUUAAGUCGAUGCAGAUCAGAUUAAUUUCUGAACCGAAUCAACGGUCUCUUAUGGCCCAUUUUCCCUACAGAAAUUUCUAUACUGCAGGUAAUACUUCCGUAUCUCAUUUGUAACAAGAUUAACUCCAAAUGCUAAUUUACCAUUCGUAUGUGUUUGUUUUAUCAGUGUUCAUGUGAUUAAUUGUCAACUUGAUGUAAAUAAUAUAGAGAAACCAUCUAAUCUUUGAAAAAUAGUUACUCUAUUGGA